CAUCGCUUUGCAUCAGGAACAGAUUUUUGAUUGACAAUUGUAUUAAGUUCUGUAAUUCAAGCCUUAAUUUUAAGUGUUUAGUGCCAAAAAUGAACAUGAAAAAAUUCAUUCCAGAUGAAAUUAGAAAAAUUGUGAAUAAUUUGAGUAGAAGUUUCGAUAAUCAGGCCAGUGGAUCAAAUUCAUCAAACAUCGAAUUAAUGACAAGAAAGAACAGCAGCAUGAGAAGACAUCAAAAUGACCUUGAUGGAAUCAAUGUGAUUAGCAUAGAAAGAAUAACAACAAGCACCGGAAUCAUCGUUGACAAAGAAACAUAUAAAAAUAUCAGGAAAUACACAAUUUCAAAUUUAGACAGCAUCGCAGCUGCGGUUGAAUUUAUUAAAACAUCAGAAAUUAAGGAAGAACUUCAAGACACAAAAACAAUAACGGAAGUAAAAUUCAAAUUUGGAGACGAAUCAGUUCGAGAGUUGAAUUCUCAUGAGAUUUGGGAAUUAAGUGGACGAUUCAGCAACAAGUCAAUUAGUUUUUGCUUCUGUUCUAGAAAUGAUGAGUCAUUUUACAUUUAUUGGAAGUCCAAAGAUAGCCAAAACUUGAUGUACUUGAGUCCUUUUAAUGACAAGUUUGGAUGGAAGGACAGGAAGCUUUGUGAUUUUGUAAUGAUGUUCUUAAAGAGUUCUUUGCGAAAUGGACAUUCAGGAAUCAGCCAAUCAUUCCAACUUCCAAUGGAGACUGUAAAGGUUCAACUUCACUACCUAGCUGACAUCCGUGACUACAACCUAUUACUUGUAGCUGCCGAAAAAGGAGACCAUGAAGUUGUCAAAGUCCUCCUUGAUCACGGAAUUAACACAGAGUUGGCAAACAGAAGCAUCAAUGCACAAAUUUUAUCCUACAAUAACCGACAUUUUGAGGUCCUGGAAAUGCUAAUUAAUGAGAAUCACACAUAUCCACAGUCAAUUGACAUCAGCCAAUGCACAGAUGAUAGUAAGGAGUUUUAUAAAGCCUCAAUGGACCUUCAUGAAGCUAUAAUAACUGGGAAUCAGAAGAAGUCAGUCAAUCUAGUCAUGCAACACCCAAAAAGUCGAUAUUUCUACAAUCUACAGAAUGAAUCAGCCUUAAAGACUGCCUUGGUUCAUAAACAAUUCAAAAUAUAUGAAGCACUGCUUAAACAAGGUCUAUACUUGGCUCCACAUGAAAACAUCCUCAAGAUUACUAAAGCUUACAAUGAAAUUGAGAACAAUAACUUCAAAAAUAUCCAAAUAGGAGACCAUCCUGAACAGCACAUGAGCAUCAUCAUCGGCAACACCUCAAUUUUCCGAGGAGAUAUAAAAACCCGGGAAAGAUUCACGCCAAUUUUUUCAGCAUAUCAAGCACUAAAUGCUAACAUUUUCAUAAAAGUCAUUUUGAUGGUCGUCGCUGCAUCCAAAAAUUUCCGAGUUGUCUUUGACUUUAGCCACGAGUCAGUUCAUUCUGUCGAUCCAAAUUUGAGCUCAAAGUCGAAUGGAUUUUUAUACAUGACUGGAAGAAUCUUCAUUGGAGCAUUGAAGCUGCUUAACUUUAAGACUAAGCAUGAGGCUUAUGGGAUAAUGGCACAUGAAUUUUGUCAUUAUGCUGUAGACUUGACUUUCGGGAAUGACGCUAAGCCUUACUUUAAAAAUGAUAGCUUGGCAAGGCAGGAAUUUGAUAAAAUUAGUGAAGAAUGCGAGAAAAGGUAUGGAGAAGAGGAAGUGAUUGAUUUAGUGUAUGAUUGCUAUCCAGAAGACAUGCAUCAUGCCGAGUUGAUUGUCAGAGUUCCGCAACUUCUUAUGCUGUACGGAAAUGAACCAGAAAAGCUGUUGAAAAUUCAGGAAAAAUUUCCAAAAUUGUUCAAAUUUUUUGAGGUUAGGGUUGUGCCUGCUAUGAAGAAGGCACUGAAUGAGAUUGAAGCUAAAGCUGAGAUAGAAAUUAAGGUUGAUGAUGUGAUAGUCAGAGAGUAUCCGAAAAGAUGGAAUUUUUUUGUUGUCUGUGGGAUAAUUGUGGCUUCGCUGAUUGGUAUUUGUGGAUUGUUGGUGAUCAAGGCUCAGUUAUUGAUGACUAAGCAUAAUUACAAGUUCCAGGAGCUAUCGGAACCUCAAAAGUUGACUAUAAUGAAUGCUCGAGUGUCUUACAAAGGAUUAGAUAUGAAAUUAAUGGAUUUACUGCCUCACGAGUCUGCUGGAUAUGACGAAUUGACAUCUGAGCAGAUUGAAUGCAUUUUUGACUCAAAACUGCUGAGCUUGACGGGACAUGAUUUUAGUCAUUUACAAAGCCACAUCAUCCACAACUGGACGACUCUAGCAGCACCAAUAAAAUCAAAAAUUCUAUCCACAAACUUCACAUUCCAAGACAUAAGCCUGAAAUUCAAAAUUCUACACGAUUUACAUCCGUCAGCCUUUACAGCCUUAACCUCAAAUCAAAUUGUUGACAUCCUGGAUGACAAAGACUUAAAAAUUGGUAAAAUGAUUGAUGAAAUUAAAGGCUACCAGCCAUACAGGAAUUUUGUGUCCGAAAAUGCUUACCUGCUGUACUACAAAUACCAAACCGAACCCAACAUAACCUCAAAUUUUACAAAUUAUUUUCACAAAUUUAAAGAUGAAAAUUUCGAAUUUUUUUCAAAUAUUUACGAUGAAAUAUCAAAAAAUCUACUCGGAAUGACUCUUGACUCGUACAUAAGAUACAACCUAACCUUAAAAGUCUAUUUUGAGGUUGUGACUCACAUCAACAAGUUCCAAAUCACAGAAAAUUUGGACAAAACCAAAACAUUCAUUCUAGCUUCAGACGACGAUGAUAAAAAUACAAUAAAAAUGAACAGAUUGACUCACUUAAUGAAGAAGGAACAUCCAACAAGAUGGGUGUCUUUUGUUGACAUGAAAAAUGCACCAUACGAGCCUGAUAAAAAUUCAAUUCUAGAGCUAAUAGGAAGAUCCAAUGUCACUGGAUUUGAACAGAGAAUCUUUGAUGAGUGCUACAAGUCAGGCAACCUGAUUGUUCUUUGGAAUGACUUUGGUAAUUUUCCACCAAACUUAGACAACCUCCUUUUAGAUAUCAUGUGGGAUAUCCAUCAGAAUAAGAACAUUCAACUGAUCAGCACCAAAACAUCUUACUCUAAGACAUUAAGGGAUAAGUUCCAUGUUGAGGUUCACAGAUUUCAGCCAUUGACUGCGAGAGAGGCUGAAAAAGGAACAGAUGAGAGUUCAAGAUUUCUGCUGAAUCGUCGAAUAUUUUCUAAUUUGGGGAUGAGUUGGCAGAGGUUUUGAGUUGAUGCUUGCUUGGUGGGGG
This is a messenger RNA of Chironomus riparius, 3291 nucleotides long. The record is from the annotation of a GenBank genome assembly. Lineage: Eukaryota; Metazoa; Arthropoda; Insecta; Diptera; Chironomidae.